Austrofundulus limnaeus is the source of this 3987-nucleotide messenger RNA. RefSeq names its product protein Wiz. The transcript is spliced from 7 exons. Lineage: Eukaryota; Metazoa; Chordata; Actinopteri; Cyprinodontiformes; Rivulidae. The record is from RefSeq and is a predicted model, not a curated record. Gene Ontology annotation, biological process: regulation of transcription by RNA polymerase II. Gene Ontology annotation, molecular function: RNA polymerase II cis-regulatory region sequence-specific DNA binding; DNA-binding transcription factor activity, RNA polymerase II-specific. Gene Ontology annotation, cellular component: nucleus. The coding region runs from base 446 to 2797 and encodes 783 amino acids.
AUUUUGCAGGAAGACAACUUUUCAUCAAAAUAAUCACCAGAACAGGGAUAUUUCUCACUGUACAUGGACUCACAAGGUUGGUAAGACACUUGGAACAUGAWCUACUAAUCACAGCUAAUGUACAUUUGCAGCUGAUUAAAUUUUGAUGACAACCCCAUUCAAGAUGGCCACCACAGCCAAGCAACAUCCGCAAACAUAAAAAUGGAUACAAGACAGACAAGUUUUCUGAUARUGAGCUAAAAUUUMGUGUAAUUGUUUUAGUCUUAAAUGCUGGCAUGAAAGGUGGUGGUCGGUAUGCAUUCCUUCAAGGAAUCAGUCUUAAUUUCAGUCAUUAGAAAAUAAGCUAUAUCUUUAUUUGUUUUUAUUUAUUCAUUUUUUGUUUGUUUAUUUUUUUUUUUUGACUCUGAUUUAAGUUUUCUCUUUCAGUCUCUUAACAAUCUUCAGUAUGAACUCAUCCGCAGCAAACCCCGAGCCCAUCAUUUGUGAGGUCUGUGGAGCGUACUUUGAGAACAAAAGAGGCCUCUCCAGCCAUGCUCGCCUCCAUCUCCGCCAGCUCGGCAUGACGGUGACAGAGAACAGCGGGUCUCCCAUAGAGCUGCUCUACCAGCUGAUUGAAGAGAAAAACGUCUCUCCUGCGGAUUCAAAAACAGGCCACUCUGCGUCUGUGUCGACACCUCCUAAGAAAGCUGACGGCCAGUCAGAGUGCAACGCGUCACCGGAGCCGGAAGACGUGAAUUCUUCCACCAAGACUGAUGGGAGAGUCUUAUCAAAGCUGCAAAAGAGCGAUCAUCAGGGAUCUCCAUCCAAACUGAAGGAACAGGGAGCAGCUCUUCUCCCCUCAUCUCCUUCUGCUCUGAAGCCAAAUGAAGGCAGCAGCUCCUCAUUUUCAGAUCAGCAAGCCAAGCCGAUGUGGGCGCCUUCGGACACUGAUGCCCCGAUCACUUUAGCUUCAGUUCCCAACGAUGAGGUCCACGUUUGCCAACUUUGUGGCUCCUGGUACGAGACCCGCAAGGGCCUGGCUAGUCACGCUCGGGCCCACCUCCGGCAGAUUGGAAUCCUCGACAGCGAGAUCAAAAGCAGCCCGAUUGAAUACCUUUACCAGAUCAUGGAGGAGCAGGACUUAAAGCCCAUCAGCGCCAAGCGGCAGGAAGAGCUCAAACCYACCGGUCCUUCUAAAUCCACCAAACGUCCCGUCGAUGUUUCCUCGUCUCUUGCGUCUGCGCCCAGCAAACGGUCGAAAACAUCCAAGGACUUUACCUGUGUUCUGUGCGGGGAGGAAUUUGAGAACCGGAAAGGUCUGGGCAGCCACGCGCGCUCUCACCUGCGUCACAUCGGAGUGAGUGACUUGGUGGGGAAAAGCUCUGCCAUAGGUGCCGUGGAGGAGCUGGUCAGCAGCGGCAUGUUGGGGCCCAUACAUCCACCCAAACCAAACYGUGCAACCGGUUCCUCCGCGGCGCCAUCUCCAGCUCCACCUUCUCCCGUAGUAGUCCCCGCGAAGCCGUCCAAGACUGUGUUCUCUGCCAUGCGCCUCUCACCAAGUCCUACGAGUGCUCAGUCCCCUCAGCCUGCAUGGAACAGGGCACCGAAGGCUAAGAAAGGAUUUCGGCUGGCGGUGGACCCCCUGCUCAGGAAACCAAAGCCUGAACRGAUAGAAACAGAGGUUUUUGUUCAACCAAAGCCAACCACCAGRGACAGCAGCUCUUCUAUGCAGAAACUUUCUACGGCUACCAUUUCUAAAAAGCCUUCUGACUCAGAUGCCCAGUCUCCACCGACGGUCCUCUGUGACUUUUGUGGGCAGCUCUUCGAUACCCGGAAAGCGCUGUCGUGCCAUGUUCGCGCCCACCUGCGGCAUCUCGGUCUGUCAUGGUCGAUCAGAACGUCUCCGAUCGACCUCCUCAGAGAGGUCAUGAUGCAGGGAGAAGACAGGAAAGAGGUGCGCAGCGGGUCUUCGCUAGCGGGCAAAGCCUCGUGGAGGCCUCAAGGCUCCAGGAGAUCCCGGGACAGCCUCCUGUCUGGGGAAAGAGCUUCCAACUCCAGCGCAGUGCCUGUUGAUUAUUCAAUGAAAGAUAAAUCUCCAUCUAAGACUAGAGGUGCGAACCUUGAGACUUCCUGUGACCUCUGUGGAUUUGACUUUGAAAACCGCAAAGCGUUGGCGAGUCACGCUCGGGCCCACCUCCGGCAGCUGGGCAUCUUUGAGUGGAGGCUGGACGGAGCCAGGUCACCGAUCCAGCUCCUCAGUAAUCUGAUCCGGAGAGACCCGAACAAGGUGGCAGAAAUAACCAGACGCUAUCGCUUCGGGGACCUUUACAUCAAGAAGUCUCAGCGAUCAGCUGCUUUGGCCUCUGCCUCGACAGAUCUMGACGGCGCGCCUAGAAGCAGCCAGAAGUCAUCCCUGCAGCAUCAUGAGCGCAAAGUGAGCAGAAUGGACCACAGCAGCAUCAGCGCGCGCACAUCAAGAGGAGUCCAUGCACCAAAACACGGGGUGUCCUCAGGGGAAGAGCACUCCCGGCAUCRACCUCGGUCCGGGAGCAUCCCAGCACUGCUGCCAAAGCCACCUCUCACCCCUCUGGUCAAACUGGUGGGUAAAGAGUACUCCCUCAAGUGCAGGUUCUGUGAAGAAGUGUUUCACGGACCUCUAUCUGUUCAAGAGAAGUGGAUCGCUCACCUGCAGAAACACAUCCUGUCUCUGGGCUACAAAGGCAAAGAGGCUCCACCUUCUCCUCCUGCCACUCCUGCGCCUCCCGUUCCUUCAGCUGCUCCUGCUGCCUCAGCUCUGGUCCCUCCUGUAGCUGUUUAGUUUAAWAAUCUCUCUCUGAUAUGAGUAAAAAAAAGAUGUUCCCUGUUGGACCUGUAGAGGGCAGACACGAGCUAUAAAGAAGGAGAUACUCACUUUAAUCCACUCAGGAAAAAUAAUCUACCCGUUUCCCCAAAAAUAACAAAUACCCCUAUUUUUACAAACAAAACCUCUUUCUCGUGCAUUUAUAUGUUUCAUUUCAUGUUAGUUGUUAUUUCCUAACAAUGAAAAAUCUAGUUUUUAAUGUUCCUCACUGUUUUAAGUUUGUUUGACCCUCAGAAAUCUUGUCUUUUAAAUGUUUUAAAGUCUGAAAUUCAUUUUCUGCAAACACAUUUAUAUCCCAGCAUGCCGUUUGUUUAUGUAUCCUUAUAUGUAAUUGAACAUUUCAUGUGUGGAUUUAAUGGCUGAUGACAGAUAAGGAUGCUUUAUUUUGAUAACAGAACCAACCAUGAGGUCACUUUAUCUGGUUCCUCUUGUUAUAUCGAUUAAAUAUAUGAAGCCUGUGUCAGUUGAUUGGUUGCAGGGUUUGUGGGCCCAGAUCUGCACGAAUCACGAACCCCCGAAGUUAAAUUUUAUCCCUACUUUGUUUUGAAUGAGACCACAACUUCUGUCGAUGCUCUGUACUGUUGAACUUGUAAUGUUUUUUGUCUUAUUUAACUAAAAACAAUCUCUUGUUUAAUUCUCAAGUCCAUAUUUCACAAAAUCCACUGCAAGCCCUUUAAAUUUAUAAAUGGCCAAUUAAUGCCUUAUAAAUGUUUAAAAACACAACCUAAUUAUAAAGCAUUAGUACGUUUAAACUUGAUCUGUUUUAAACUAUAAUGUAAAUAUGUAAAAUGUGAAUUUAUAAAUUUACAUGUUUUUAAGUGACAUUCAGGUGAAGAGAAAAAUAACACGUUAUGUUUAAACUUAGUUUUGCCUUGUCACAAAUUUUUCCAUCAUAUUUUCUUUGUGUUGAGUUGAUGUAUCGAAAUGUUAGAAGAUGCUGUAAAAGGUUAUCAGUUGUAACAGCUGCCAUAUUUUCUGUUUUUCUCCCUUUUGGAUUUAAUUUCACGUCUCUUUCUGCUUCCAUCACUGAGUUUACCAGCGGUGCUAUGGAUCUUCUGCUUCGGGCCAUUAUAUAAAAGUCUGCAUUUUUCUGUCUGAACGUCCUCAGAACAGAGGAAAACUGCAAUAAACAUAAAUAUUCAAACUCC